This is a messenger RNA of Blepharisma stoltei, 288 nucleotides long. The record is from the annotation of a GenBank genome assembly. Lineage: Eukaryota; Ciliophora; Heterotrichea; Heterotrichida; Blepharismidae.
AUGCUAUACGGCUCUAAGCUUGACGAAAAAAGAGAAAUCGCCAGCCUUACAAAAAUAAUGACUUGUAUUUAUAGCAUAAAACUUGCUGGAGAACUUGAUAUAAGCUAUUCCAAUAAAAUCACCAUUAGUAAAAAGGCCGAAAAUAUAAUAGGAACAUCAGCAAAUUUAAGAGAAAAAGAUGAAAUCAUGCUAAAAGACCUAUUUUUUGCUAUGAUGCUGCCGUCAGGGAAUGAUGCUGCCGUCAGGGAAUGAUGCUGCCGUCAGGGAAUGACGCUGCUGUUGCAUUAG